UGAAGCGCAACAUCCGCUUGUGCAGCAGCCAUUUUGUCUGUUCAUGCAAGCUAGUCCCAUUCGGCUAGAAUUUGCAGUUCCCCUUUGACAAAUUAUCUUCAGAUCUCGAAUAGUUAGAACAGUUAGAAAUAUUCUAUGGAAGCUGACAGGAAACUGACAGGGAAGAUGUUAUAAACAACGCCUUUUGGUUGUCUCAAAUUUCUGUGUCUCCACAGGCCAAAUAUCGGGCAUGUCGUGUGAGGAGAGUUACCUCGCCAUCCAGCGCUAUCUCACAGAUGAACGGGAGCCGUACGCCCCGGGAACAGAGGGUAAUGCCAAACGUAAAAUUCGCAAGGCAGCCGCUUGCUAUGUGGUACGCAAUGGAACGCUGUAUUACCAGCGGCGACAGAAGGGCAGAGAGAAGUUCGCCGAAUUGGAGGUUGUGCUGCAGGCCGAGAGGCGCCGGGAACUGAUCGAGGCCGCACACAUCAUGGCCGGUGGCGAGCACCUGAAUCAGCACCAGACCUGGCACCUCAUUUCACAGAAGUACUGGUGGAGAGGUAUUUUAAAGCAAGUAAAAGACUAUAUUAAGCAGUGUAGCUGCUGCCAAGAAAAACAGGACAGAUCUUUGCUCUGGAUUGACCCAGUCCAUGCAGAUGAGACUGGAUCAGAAAGUAGGGCAACCCGUGAAAGUGAAGAGGAGGAAGAAGAAACAGAAAACACUGAUUCACAGGGCACCCCAGCUAAAGGACCCAAGUUUUCUAGGACAGGAAAACCCAUCACCAAACAUGAGCUUGUGUUUGUGGAUAGCAAAGGUGUCGUCAAACAACAUUCCUCCACACAUGGAGAGGCAAUGCUGGAGAAGCUUAACAUGCAGAGGCUCAAUAAUCAGUUCUGUGACAUCACAUUGCUUAUUGAGGGAGAAGAGUACAGAGCCCACAAAUCUGUGCUAGCUGCUUGCAGUGCUUACUUCUAUGAGCUGUUUAUAGAGAAGGGGGCAGUUUCCAGCCAUGAGGCUGUGGUAGAUCUCUCAGGCUUUAGUAAAUCUAGCUUCCUUCCACUUUUGGAAUUUGCCUAUACCUCCAGUUUGUCUUUCAAUUUUUGCAGUAUGGCUGAAAUAGCUACUUUAGCUCGGCAUCUGGUAAUGCUAGAGGUACUGGAAAUAUGUGAGUAUGUACAUAAACAAGUAGAGGAGAAGAAGCUCACAGUGUACAAAAAGAAAGAUGUUCAUACUGUUGUGGCUUCUGAAAUGCUGUCAGAUGAGCAGAACAUGCAACCUGGCACAGGAGAAACCACCAUGGAGCUUCAACAAGAAAUGGUUCAGCAGCAAGAGGAAAGGUCUAUAGAAGUAGCUGUGAGCAGUGAAGAGACGUCUUUACUUGGAGCCGCUUUAAACCCCCCAGACAAUCUUGUUGUAAAUGGUGAGGCUUCAGUACCCUUUGUGCAUGAGAGUUUGAUUCAGGCUGCAGUACUUUCAACUUCUGAAACUGAAAACAAUGAGGCUACAGUGCAACUUAUAGGAAUCCAAGUUGAUAAUUCAGUAGAAAAAAGCCAGGAACCAGAUGCUGUGGUGAUCAGCAUUGAGACAGAUGGAAGUAACCCUAAGAAUGUUGUGCAUUUGGAAGCAACAGCACCCCCAGCUAUAGUCAAUGAAGAAGUUACAGAAGCAGAGAUUCAGCAGCCUACUUUGAUACCUAAGCGUCGACGUGGUCGACCUGCGAAAGUAAAACAAGAGGUUGUCAUUGUGAAAGAUGAGCAUUAUGAAGAAAAUCCUCCAGCUGUAGAGAUACUUGAAGAUGAUUUUGCCAGUGCAGCCACAGAAAAUUCUGCUGAUGAUACAUAUAAGAGCAAGCUAAGGCAACGCUCCCUGGAGGAGGGUGGCUAUAUCCGGCUCCACAUGGGCAUGGAGAAGAAGCUCCAGAACAAGAAAAUUAAUCCUCGCUCUGCUAUUCAGAAGGUGGCCCAGCGACUUGUGAAAAGGGGUCGUUUGAUGCCACCUCCCAAAAAACAAGCUGGUGAUGCACAAGAAUCCUCUGAAUGUGAACAUGUCUGUUCAGAGUGUGGCAUGGUUUUCCAGCGCCGCUAUGCCCUUAUUAUGCACACACUGAAGCAUGAAAAGUCUAGAGGUUAUAAAUGCACACUAUGUAACAAAGACUUCCAGUAUGCAGCCUCAUUGCGUGCACACUUGGCAAGGCACAAACGAAAAAGUAUAUCUGCUAUAUCCAGCAGCAAGAGUCACUCUGCUGAGGAUGUAGAGGGAACAACAACCACUGAUGGAAAAUCUAAGGGAAGAACUAAGAGGGAGUUUGUUUGUGAUAUUUGUGGGAAGACUCUUCCUAAGUUGUAUUCUCUUCGAUUACAUAUGUUGAAUCAUACAGGAGUCCGACCUCAUACCUGUAAGGUGUGUGGCAAGUCAUUUGCACAUAAACAUAGCCUGAAGAUGCACAAGACCCUCCAUGACUCUUUGAAGCAGUUUCAGUGCACUUUGUGUGAAAAGUCGUUUGCUACUAAACGUAGCCUUCAGGAGCACAUGAGUAUCCACACAGGUGAAUCAAAGUAUCUCUGUGCCGCAUGUGGAAAGUCAUUUCAUCGAGCUUCGGGACUAAGUAAGCACUUAAAAAGACACCAGCCAAAACCUGAAGUACGUGGUUUCCCCUGCAGUGAAUGUGACAAAAGUUUCUAUGAAGCAAGGGAUCUCCAGCAGCAUAUGAACAAGCACUUGGGCCUGAAACCAUUUCAGUGUCAGAUAUGUGGCAAAUGCUACAGCUGGAAAAAAGACUGGUACUCACAUGUAAAGUCACAUUCAGUCACCGAGCCUUACAAAUGCAAAGUAUGUGGAAAAGAGUUUUUUGAGAAGGCCCUCUUCAGGAGACAUGUAAAAAAGGCCACACAUGGAAAGAAAGGACGAGUAAAACAGAACUUGGAGCGUGAAUGUGAGCAUUGCGGCAGAAAGUUUAUGCAGCUCCGUGAAUACAGGAGGCAUAUGAAUAAUCAUGAAGGAGUGAAGCCAUUUGAGUGCCUAACCUGUGGUGUUGCCUGGGCUGAUGCUCGUUCCCUAAAACGCCAUGUCCGCACCCAUACAGGCGAGAGACCGUAUGUGUGUCCUGUGUGUCAAGAUGCCUACAUAGAUGCUCGCACACUACGCAAGCACAUGACAAAGUUCCAUAAUGACUACAUCCCAGGAAAGAUCAUGUUGGAGAAAGACACUUUGCAGUUUCAUAAUCAGGGGACACAGGUGGAACAUGCCAUUAGCAUCAUUGCUUCAAACUUACCCAGCGAUCAGGGAGAACCUAAUGAAGAAAUGAUCAGUGAAGAGAUAGAGACUGUCUUGGUUACUGAAGAGACUAUCGAGGCUGUAGAGGCUGUGGCGGCCACAGAGGAGUGUGGAACUGUCUCCACCUUGUCUGAUCAGAGCAUCAUGCAGGUGGUCAACUAUGUUUUGUCACAGCAGCAGUCUGCCAAGUUGGCAGAGAUUACCCCAGAAGCCAUCGAGACGGUGGAGGUUGAGGUGGCCCAUGUAACUGAAGCAGAAUAAAGGUUUGCCAUCCACACCAUCCCCCAGAAUAUGGAGAGUAUCUUCUGUUUUCUUAUUUUUCUGGCAAUUGGCAUCAACAAUGUGUGCUUUCCUUUUUUUUUUUUUUUUUUUUUUCCCUUCUCCCUUCUUGCCUUAUGGUUAAGAAAAUGGAAUUAUUUUGAGAAAGCAACAAAAGCAGCUAGUUAAAAUAGAUGUGUUUUUGUUCUCUCGUCAAUCUGCUUUAUAAACUACAGUUGAGUGCUAAAUGUGCUGCUGUGUUAUCAUAAGGAAGCACAUCAACCCUGCCCGUUUCUUAAUUUUGUAAACCUGGCUGUACGUCUGCAUAUGGCUGUGUCAGCAAUAUUGUACAUCAAAUCUUUGCAUUCAUAUUGUGAAAUAAAUGUAUAUGUAUAUAAGAGAA
Messenger RNA from Erpetoichthys calabaricus (reedfish), 3914 nucleotides. It is a transcript of the gene zbtb11, whose product is annotated as zinc finger and BTB domain containing 11. Gene Ontology annotation, molecular function: protein binding. The transcript has 11 exons. The record is from RefSeq and is a predicted model, not a curated record. Lineage: Eukaryota; Metazoa; Chordata; Cladistia; Polypteriformes; Polypteridae. The coding region runs from base 230 to 3514 and encodes 1094 amino acids. Gene Ontology annotation, cellular component: nucleus.